Molecule: messenger RNA, 1772 nt
Organism: Clarias gariepinus (North African catfish)
Lineage: Eukaryota; Metazoa; Chordata; Actinopteri; Siluriformes; Clariidae
Gene: bora
Product: bora aurora kinase A activator
Exons: 12
Coding region: 91-1638 (515 amino acids)
Biological process (GO): activation of protein kinase activity; regulation of mitotic nuclear division; regulation of mitotic spindle organization
Cellular component (GO): cytoplasm; nucleus
Molecular function (GO): protein kinase binding
Source: RefSeq, a predicted model, not a curated record
CCAGUUUAGAGACCAGUGAGGAAACGGGUGCCUGGGUCUGCGUUAGUGUUUGUCUUGGCUUCAGGGUUCUGUUCCAGUCUCUGAGGAACGAUGGGAGAUGUAGCUGAGAUCCAGAUAACACCAGAAACUCCGGCGAGACCCGGCUUCCUUAACCCGUUUGAGAGUCCUACCGACUACCACCGCCUACACGAGUCACUGGUGCCCAGUCCUUCUGUGUUUAAGUGCUCCAGGCCCUCCUCAGCUACACCGGCAAAGUUCAAAUGGUCCAUCGAUGAAAUGGCAAGCCUCCUCCCGGUGCACAUAGACCCGGAGGAUAUUCACCGCCAGGCUUUAUUCAUGAGCCAGACUAGGACGGAUGCUGAAAUUGAGCAAAAGCGUCAAAAUGCGAUUGAACAAUUUUUCACUAAAGGUACCAUAGUUCCGUCGCCAUGGGGACCAGUGGCGAGUAAACAGCAAAUCGUGCUAAGCCAUGAGAAACUUUCAGCUUUGUUGUCGCCUCUUCCAUCAGAGGAACAUCCCUCGGCUAAGAAAACACAUGCAUCCUCUCAGACGACUCUGUCUUUACCUGUGGACUUUGAUAUCGAAAAAGUAUUAGGUGAUUACUAUAAGACGGACGAGGUCUCGGACCAGGUCCAGGAGAGCCUGAGCUCCUCCUCCCUGAGGCGGAAGCUUUUCCUGGAUGGCCAUGCCAGCGGCUCGGAUUCAUCCAGCCCUCCCAGCCCGGAGAGAGAGACGCACGCUGGGAGAAGGGAGACGAUGUCAUCGGUCAUUGUGUCACCUGCAAAGUGUGGGAUCAGUAACGCCGCAACGCCUUCGUCCGGUCAGUUCUCAUCCAGUCCUAUCCAGGAACGAGGUCGUGCUUAUAGUCUGGGCAGCGUGACCAGCCCCAUGUUCCCAGAACGCUCAUCUCCUCUGUUUAAGUCCCCCACCGUGUCCCCUAUUGUUCUGCAGCACUCGGUUACACCUCAGUCAGGUGAGCGGAAGCGACUGUCCUUCUUGUCUCCUGAUGGUCUUCCUUCCUGUAGCCAGAACGCGGCCGCAAACCGGUGUGGCGAGAGCCCGUACGUGGAGGGAUGUUCUCCCAUCCGCAGCUGCUCCCCAAUCCACCCUCACUACAGCAGCAGAUCCUCCUCCGUCCUCCAGGAUAAGGAGGACAUCUCCCCUAGCAAGCCUUUACCCGCUAUGGAGCUGGACUCCUGCUCGCCCAGGGUCUUUGAUGCACGUGACGAGAGUCGAGGGUCAUCGACCGACUCGGACAGGAUGGAGCAGAGCAAGCCACACGAGGACAAGCUGGAACGGCAGUCACCUCUCCCAUUCCCUGUAGACGAGGAGGAAGAGGAAGAAGUGCCGAGCGCAGAGGAGUUCUGUCGCCUCAGCGGCUCGAGGACGGGGAGCGUGUCCAAUGCCGAGAGCACCCGCAUGUUCGUGUCGCUGCUGGCUGAGGGGAGCAUGGUGCCCUAUGAUGUUAGCAUGCAGGUGGACAGCGGUUAUAACACGUACUCCACGUGCACCACCAGCCUAAUGGAUGGCAUCAGUACAGACAGCCAGAGCAAGGAGCCGCAGGACACACACACGACCGAGGAGGGACUCACUCACUCUAAACACACUAAGUCGAAGCUGUUAUUGCCAUCCCACUGAACACGAGGGACGGAUCAGGGACUUCAGGUCUUUCCUCUCUUCUCCCAAAGCUCAGAAGAACUGUUUACCCCGGUGCUUUUAUACCCAAUCCCCAUGCUGUUAUACAGUGAAGUCUUGCACAGGUGCCUUUUUUU